UGGCUGUCAGGGUGUCAGAACAAGCAUCCCGGCUCGAGGGUUUCGAGGAGGAGAGGGCGCAAGGGCGAGGGAACCGGGGCAGGUUGCGGAAAGAGGCGCGGAAAGGCUGCUGGGGGCUUUAUAAGUCUGCUGAGCGCGAGGAGGUGGCCUGAAGACGCGCUGGGACUUCACACACUGCUGUUCUCGGGACACUGCUGUCCCCGACCCAGCCCUGAGCCCAGGAGCAGCGCCAGGAUGUCUCAGCCACUGGUUGCCCUGCUUCUCCUCCUCGCCAUCAACGGCGCCCUUGCCCUCCGGAUCUGCUCCUUCAACAUCAGGUCCUUCGGGGAAACCAAGAGGGAAAACCAGAAGGUCAUGGAUGUCAUUGUGAAGAUCAUCAAACGCUGUGACAUCAUACUCCUGAUGGAAAUCAAGGACAGCGCCAACCAGAUCUGUCCCACGCUGAUGGAGAGGCUGAAUGGAAAUUCAAGAGCCACAACAUACAACUGUGUGAUUAGCUCUCGGCUCGGAAGAAAGACAUAUAAAGAACAGUAUGCCUUUAUCUACAAGGAAAAGCUGGUGACUGUGAAGGAAAACUACCUCUACCAUGACCUUCAGGAUGGAGACACAGAUGUCUUUUCCAGGGAGCCCUUUGUGGUCUGGUUCCAGUCACCCCAAACCGCUGUCAAGGACUUCGUGAUUGUCCCGCUGCACACCACGCCCGAGGCGUCCGUGAAGGAGAUCGAUGAGCUGGUGGAUGUCUACGAGUACGUGAAGCGCCGUUGGAAGAAGGCAGAGAAUUUCAUUUUCAUGGGCGACUUCAAUGCCGACUGCAACUAUGUCCCCAAGAAGGCCUGGAGCAGCAUCCGCCUGAGGACCGACAGCAAGUUCGUUUGGCUGAUCGGGGACCAAGAGGACACUACUGUCAAGACGAGCACCAACUGUGCAUAUGACAGGAUCGUGCUGAGAGGACAAGCGAUCGUCAACUCCGUUGUGCCCAAGUCAAGCAGCAUCUUUGACUUCCAGAAAGCGUACGGGUUAACUGAAGAGGAGGCCCUGGAGGUCAGUGACCACUUUCCAGUUGAAUUCAAACUACAAUCUUCAAAGGUCUCCACCAACAGGAAAAGAUCUUCCUCUUCAAAGAAGAGAACCAGGGCCCGCCGCACCUAGAUCCAAGGGCACCAUUUUCUUAACCAUUUCUUGCCUCUAAACAAACAGCUCUAACAGCAUGAACUGCCCCCUGCAGCCAAGAAACAAGACUGGCCCGCUGCCCUCAUUUUUCAACUUGGAUUUAAUCCGACUUAACCCGAAUUGGGAGGAGACUCUUCCAUUAUCCCCCGUGGCUGGUACCUCCCCGGAACUGCCCAAGAGGAAACGGGGCUUUUGCAGCCAAAAGGAGGGUUUUCACGCCCUGAGCGAGAGCCCUGCCCCCGCAUGGCCACUGCCCAGGCUGGCCCUGGAGAGGCUGCUGCAGGAGGAAGAACAUCCGUUUUCAGUCUCACGAGGGACCCUGUUCCACCAGAAAUGACCAGAAAUGCCAAGGCCCCACCUGCACCCCAUGACUCGGGCAAUUCACUGGGGAAUCUGGCCACCAUCACAUCUCACAGGGAUCGGGGAUGAAGGCUUCUCCCACCUGGCCUUCCUGCCUCUGAACUGUCCUCCAACUCAGCCAGCCCAGGGACCACCAGUGUCCUCCUUUGAACUUUCAUUCUGACCACAGGCCACCUCGUUCUCACCACCAUUUGGAGAGAGCCAGAGGUUUUGGACACCGCGAAGGCCUCUGUAUCGGCUGUGCCGUGUCAGACUCCCCUCCGUCCCACCUGGCACUUGGCGCCCAGCAGGGCCGCCUCUUCCCUGUGCCCAUGUGCCCUGUCCCAUCCCAGAGCCGGGGCGAGGUGCCCGGCCCAUGUCUGCUGCCUCCCUCUUGUAACGUUCCCCACAUUGCACUUGUCACCAAGGCCACUAUUGGGGCUUCUUGGGGGACCCAGUGGAUCAAAGGCCCAGGUGGCUGGCAGAGACUCGAGGAUUUUAUCAUAUUUCUGCAACCAAAGAGCUGCAGGGGGGCCCAGCAGCGGGGCACACGCUACCUGCGUCCUGUACGGUGACCGCUUUUGCUGUUUUUCCUUACAUUGUCUCCUUGUUCAAGCAGUUUGUGAACAUGACUAACGACAGGAGCAGCACCAGAGGAAAAGCAGCGACAAAGGAUGCCGCCCCCAUCCCUCCAUCCCCCGCUUCCUGUCUCAGAAGCAACCCCUCUUCCCAGCUAUGCAUUCUGCCAGAGUCUGUACAUAAACGAGCACAAAUGUAACCUUGGAAAAUACAGAGGAAAGCACGCUAUCGA
This is a messenger RNA of Myotis lucifugus (little brown bat), 2320 nucleotides long. RefSeq names its product deoxyribonuclease 1 like 3 (gene DNASE1L3). The transcript is spliced from 9 exons. Gene Ontology annotation, cellular component: nucleus. Bases 235 to 1149 code for a protein of 304 amino acids. Gene Ontology annotation, molecular function: DNA nuclease activity. Lineage: Eukaryota; Metazoa; Chordata; Mammalia; Chiroptera; Vespertilionidae. Gene Ontology annotation, biological process: programmed cell death involved in cell development; apoptotic DNA fragmentation. The record is from RefSeq and is a predicted model, not a curated record.